UAGGUGUAUGUAUUACCGGCCCAUUUUUAUUUACAUUUUUGACAGUCACGCCGCAAGCCGCAUUUCUAGAAUUUUUCCGUGAGUGCCUAUUUGGAUAUCGAAGUGUGUGUUUACGUCCCAAAACCAAUCAAAAAUGAGCUGCCCUUUUGGAAAAGAGGCCUUGGACAAGCUGAAACAAUUCAUUGACGUUUGCAAGUCCAACCCUGACAUUCUGUCGUUGCCUGAUUUAAACUUCUUCAAAGAAUUCAUCGAGUCCUUCGGUGGUAAAGUGCCCCCACCUUCGAAAAUGUCCUCAGAAGCCCCCAAUGCACGAGCUGAAGACGUCGCGUCCGAUGCCGAAUCCGAACCAGAAUCAGACUUGGAGCUUGAUACUGAAGGCUGUGUGGAACCUGAUCCUCUGGACGAAAACCAAAAGAUGGGCGAUCCAAACAAAAAAGUGACCGAAGAAGAGAGCGACAAGUCGGACGAAAAACGAAUGGAAGCCAUGGGUCAGUUCUCUGAAGGAAACUACGACAAAGCCAUCGAAUUAUUCACAGAAGCGAUCGAAUUGAAUCCCUCCUCUGCGCUGCUCUUCGCCAAGAGAGGACAGGCGUUUCUGAAGCAAACUAAACCCAACGCUUGCAUUAAAGAUUGCACCAGAGCCUUAGAACUGAACCCUGACUCCGCUGCAGCCUUCAAAUUCCGCGGACGCGCUUUCAGCCUCAUCGGCGAGUGGGAGAAAGCGGCCAAAGACUUGCGUCAAGCCUGCAAUAUUGACUUUGACGAGCAGACCGACGAGUGGCUCAAAGCGGUGACACCGAACGCCAAAAAGAUAGAGCAACACAAGUUGAAACAGGAGCGGAAAAGGCUCGAGAAGGAGGAACGGGAGAAGAGGGAAAGGGCCCGGAAAGCGCGAGAAGCGCAUGCCAAAGCCAGUAAUGCGACCAGAACUGAAACAAACAACGCCAAUGCAAACGCAGCUCCUGGUGAUGAUUUUUAUAAACUUUUGCAAGAUCCGGAAAUUCGGGCUGCGUUCACCGAUCCUGAAGUCUCGGCGGCAUUUGCUGAUAUUUCGUCAAAUCCUGCCAACUUUUAUAAGUAUCAGUCGAACCCGAAAGUCAUGGCUUUGAUUACAAAGUUGUCGGGAAAAUUGGCGGGGUCUGGUUUUGGACCGGGGAGCUUUCCGGGAUUCCCUGGAGGGUUUCCCGGGUUCGGGGGGAUGCCAGGAGGGGGCGCGGGCGCAGCCCCGCCCCAGUUCCAACACGAUGAUGAUAACUUGGAUUAAACGUUUUUUUCUUACUUUAGUUUUAGUAAAAAAGGCUGAUUUUAUGUAUCUUGCUACUUGUAAAUUAAAGGGUUAUUAACUA
This is a messenger RNA of Tribolium castaneum (red flour beetle), 1346 nucleotides long. RefSeq names its product putative protein FAM10A4. The record is from RefSeq and is a predicted model, not a curated record. Gene Ontology annotation, molecular function: protein dimerization activity; Hsp70 protein binding. The coding region runs from base 134 to 1264 and encodes 376 amino acids. The transcript has a single exon. Lineage: Eukaryota; Metazoa; Arthropoda; Insecta; Coleoptera; Tenebrionidae.